UCUUAUCACCAGCCGACACUUUUUAAGGAAAAUUAUAAGCAACCAAAACACCAUUCUGUCCAAAUAACUUUACUUACUACACACAAUUUGUUCCCCUAUUCUUAGUGGGAUUUUAUUUUUGGAGGGCAAGGUUUUGUUAGUGUUAAUGAAUUGUGAUUUAUGAGGCAUACCAAACACUUGAGUUGAGCUGAAAAACUGUGGUAACUGAUGGUGGACAAGAUCUGAGAAGAGAAACCAACACUUGAGUAACUGUUGCCAUUAUCUGUUCUUUUGAGUGUGAUUCCCAAUAACGUUUGUGGUGUUAAGAGGCUUUUUGUUGAUAACAAGAGGCGGCUCCCAAAUACUGGAAAAUAAAGGGGCUAAGUGGGUCUUCUUCUCUUGCCCCCCAAAGAACAGGAUAGUGACUGGAUGCCCCAGAAGCUGUAAAUGAGGAGAGGGAGAAGAGGGGAGGUGCAAUGUCCAUGAAGAGCAAGGGUGGAGCUGUAGAACUGAGUGCAAGGAACGUCCUGCACAGGAAAUGGGCUCUUCUGCUCUGUUUGGCAAGCUUCUGUGCUGGAAUGUUCUUCACAAAUAGGAUAUGGUCGAUGCCUGAAUAUGUAGAAUUUCCAGGGACUACUAGUGAGAUUGAAAGAAUAAAAUUAAACUCUGAUGGUUGUAAUCUAAAUCCAGUUGCAAGGCCAAAAUCAAAUUACAGUAAAGUGGAAGUUUCAAAUACAGAGAAUGUGGUCAAGAAUGAUGUAAAGUAAGCCAAGCCAAUGCUUCUUUGCAUGGGAUUUACUUAUAUACGUAUCAAAUAACUAUAAUGCUAAUCCAUUUCUACAUUAUGCACUACAGGAGACCAAGGAAGUCAGAGACAAUUGAAUCAAGUACCAGGAACAAAUAUUUCAUGGUUAUAGGGAUCAAUACAGCUUUCAGUAGCAGGAAACGAAGAGAUUCUGUUCGUACAACUUGGAUGCCACAAGCUAAUGAAAGGCAAAAGUUGGAGGAAGAAAAAGGAAUAAUCAUACGAUUUGUUAUAGGUCACAGUUCUACAUCUGGUGGCAUUCUUGACAAAGCUAUUGAAGCAGAGGAGAGGCUUCAUGCUGAUUUUUUGAGGCUGAACCACGUUGAGGGAUACCUAGAACUAUCAGCUAAGACAAAGACCUACUUUUCGACUGCUGUUGCCUUGUGGGAUGCGGAAUUUUAUGUUAAAGUUGAUGAUGAUGUUCAUGUCAAUUUAGCAACACUUGGAUUGUCUUUGAGCAUGCACCGAAUGAAACCUCGGGUGUAUGUUGGGUGCAUGAAAUCCGGUCCUGUCCUUGCUCAGAAGGGAGUGAAAUACCAUGAACCAGAAUACUGGAAGUUUGGAGAGGUGGGAAACAAGUACUUCCGUCAUGCUACAGGACAAUUAUAUGCCAUUUCCCAAGAUUUGGCUACUUAUAUAUCAAUAAAUCAGGAUGUGCUUCAUAAAUAUGCCAACGAAGAUGUCUCAUUGGGAUCUUGGUUUAUUGGUUUAGACGUAGAGCAUGUUGAUGAUAGGAGAAUGUGUUGUGGCACACCCCCUGAUUGCGAGUGGAAGGUGCAGGCUGGUAACGUAUGUGUUGCUUCGUUUGAUUGGAAAUGCAGUGGAAUCUGCAGGUCUGUAGAGAGGAUGAAAGAAGUUCACCUGCGUUGUGGGGAGGAUGAAAACGCUUUGUGGAGUGCAACCUUGUAAACUAAAAAAAUAGUGCAAUAAGAAUUGAGAAAGCUUGAAGAACACACGAAUGAUGCAGGCCAUAGACGUAGUAUGAGAGUAGUAGUAGGUGGAUCAAAAUGGUCUGAACUGAGGACAUAACCGACCCUUUUGCAGCAGCUGUAAAGGAGAAGAAAGAGAAGGAGUAUAGUAGCAGCAGUAACAAAACCCAUUCUUUUGUUGUUUAGUGGCUGGAGGGCUUUACAUUCUAGUUCUCUGUCAUGUCUUACUCUUCAUAAUAAUUAUUAUUACUAUUCUGUUUUUCUUACACAA
Messenger RNA from Vigna angularis (adzuki bean), 1984 nucleotides. RefSeq names its product probable beta-1,3-galactosyltransferase 2. The transcript is spliced from 12 exons. The coding region runs from base 803 to 1693 and encodes 296 amino acids. The record is from RefSeq and is a predicted model, not a curated record. Gene Ontology annotation, cellular component: Golgi membrane. Gene Ontology annotation, molecular function: hexosyltransferase activity. NCBI's taxonomy places the organism in Eukaryota, Viridiplantae, Streptophyta, Magnoliopsida, Fabales, Fabaceae.